This is a messenger RNA of Tigriopus californicus, 2744 nucleotides long. Its product is annotated as juvenile hormone esterase-like. The record is from RefSeq and is a predicted model, not a curated record. Lineage: Eukaryota; Metazoa; Arthropoda; Copepoda; Harpacticoida; Harpacticidae. The transcript is spliced from 5 exons. Bases 556 to 2400 code for a protein of 614 amino acids.
GGUGGGCUCUAUUGAUUGAGUAGAAGUCCCUUCAAUGUAGGGAAGAAGGAAGAGAGUGAAUGAAUCAACUCCAAGGCCACGAGAACAAGAGGAGCGAGAAGCAGAAGAGCAUGUGCAUACUACUACUACUACUACUACUACUACUACUACUACUACUACUACUACUACUACUACUACUACUACUACUACUACUACUACUACUACUACUACUACUACUACUACUACUACUACUACUACUACUACUACUACUACUACUAUUACUACUGCUACAACAACUGUAUGCAGUACGACUACUAGUAGUGGUGGUGGUGGUCGAGAGAGUGAGCUGGGUGGAGAGCCCCACUGAGGGGAUACAUUUUCAGUUCUUCAUGCCUCAAACUCUCAGCUGGCUGAAGGAAGGGUCACAAGUGACAGAAGGAUCAUGUGUCUAGUGUGUGUUCAGCUCAAUGUCUGAUCGAAAGGCUGGUGCAGGUAUUGAGCGCGCAUGUUAUCUCCUCAAUCCGGACCUAGAUUCAACAUCGACCAAGUGAUCAUUCUGCAAUCUGGCCAUGAGCGAUGUUGUCAAAAUAUUUAGGAACAAUCUGCUUGUGGUUAUGGCUUGGGAUUGUGUCAGUGGGGGCUCACGUUUUCGAUACAGAUGGUCCGAUCGUGGAUAUCCUGGAGCAGGGCAAGAUCCAGGGAGAAAUUUGGAAGACCUUCAGUGAAAAAGAGUUCUAUGGAUUUAGAACAGUACCAUUUGCUAAGCCACCCAUAGGAGAGCUGAGGUUCAAGAUUCCUGAAGAUCCCGAAUCUUGGCAAGGCAUUCGAAAAUCUUCGAACUUCACACAAAUCACAUGCGCGCAAAUGAAUUUUCAUGAAGUUAUUGAAGGGGUCGAGGAUUGCCUUUAUCUCAAUGUUUUCACAACAAGUAUCAAAGCUGAAGAGCCGUUGCCCGUAAUUGUGUGGUUACACGGCGGCGGGUUCUUUGCUGGUGGAGGGGGCACCAAAAUCUACGGUCCAGAAUUUUUUAUGGAACACGACCUCGUGUUUGUCUCCCCAAACUAUCGCUUGGGAGCCCUGGGGUUCUUCACCUUGGAGACCGAGGAUGCCCCCGGUAAUAUUGGCCUUCAAGAUCAGCUCAAAGCCCUGAAAUGGGUUCAAAGGAACAUUCACCUAUUUGGAGGAGACCCGAAUAGGGUGACAGUGAUGGGUGAAAGCGCAGGAAGCAUGUCAGCCAUGUAUCUCAUGAUGUCUCCAAAAUCUAAGGGCCUAUUUCAUGGAAUAAUUGCACUGUCCGGGUCCUUUAUCUCAAGCUACACUCAUUGGGACAAGCAUCCGAGGUUGUACGGCCAUAGGUUGGCCAAAGAUUUGGAUUGUGAUUCCAACUCGUCAAAAGAAAUCGUCUCAUGCCUCCAAAAGCUACCGGUUGUGAAAUUCCAAGAAAAGACUCAACAUUUUCUUCAGUACUUAUGGACAGGGCCGAACGUGUGGAUGCCUGUAGUCGACGGACAUUUCAGUGAAGAUCCCGUCCUCCCCCAAAAACCAAUUGAAAUUUUAAAAGCCAAAGAGUACAAUCAAAUGCCCAUCAUCAUGGGCACCAAUUCCGAGGAAGGGGCCUUUAACAUGUGCGGUUACUUGAAAGGCAUCAUUCACUUGGAGGACGUGGAGGAGCGUUGGGACCAAUUGGCGCCCCUUAUCCUGUUCCACAGAUCCAUGGAUGAGAUCACAGACAAGGACGUCGAGUUGGCCCGAAAAGUGCGGAAAUUCUACUUUGGCGACAACCCAAUCUCGUUUGACUUGAUUCGGGAGUAUGCCAACAUGAUGGGUGACCACAUGUUCAUCUCAGGAGUAGAUCAAACCAUCAAGCUCUUAUCAAAGACCAACGACUACCCCGUCUACCAAUACAUGUACAGUCAUAAAGGUUCCUUCACGACAGUAGACCCCUUUGUCUUACCCGAGUGGCAAUUCUUGAUCAAAGUUGGGUUGAAGUACUACCUGAAUAUCGAUAUUUGGAAUCAAGACUUGGGCGUCUCUCACGCUGAUGAACUGUUCGUCAUGUUUCAACCGCACAUUCUUCCUUGGAAUUCGUUGUUUACUGAAGAUGAUCAGCUCGUGAGCAAGCGGAUGACAACUUUGUUCUCGAACUUUGCGAGAUAUGGAAACCCGACUCCUCAAGACAUGGAAUCAUUGCCUCAAUGGACCCCAGUGCAUCCGCAUAGUCAGCUAUAUUACAAUAUAACCAGCCAUACCCUUAAAAUGGAAAAUCGCCCAGACUUCAAGGCUCGUAUGGAUUUUUGGGAGAUGAUCAUGGCCGAAGUGAACUCCUAUCGGAAUUUUAUUUCGGACAAAGCUCCUCUAUUGAGGGAUGAAUUGCACAAGCUUCCCCCUAGUUCGCUCAAUGAUGAAAGAAAUGAGUUGUGACGUUGUUUUCACUAGUGUUCAAGUUAGAUAGUUCAAUGUAGUUGAUAGAGUAGUGGCUCCUUUCAAAAGCAACAUUUCCUAGUUUUGCCACCCAACCUUGUAUAGUGCCCUCUUCAAGUGUGACAGGAGAGGACUACUCAAUGCACAAUGUUCUUGUAUUCCAAGACUACUCAUAUUUUCUGGCUUUUUUAGCUCUGUGAUAGUGAGUUCACCUUCAAACUUGAAACAAAUACCCAAUAGGACUGACAUGUUAUUCAAGAGCAUUAUUCACCCUGUGAUAAUUCCAUCCAAAUCAGUUGUUUCACCUGUGUUACGCCAAGCAAAAUAUAAUGCUGUUAAAAGUU